AAGUUUUUGUCGACAUGUGUCAUCAUGUCUGUAUUACAAAAAUGUAGUGAAGUUGUUUAUGUAUAUAAAAAUAAGGCAUGUGUAGUUUUAGAUAUAUCCAAAUUUAAUUUCCAAAACUUUUUUUGCUUAGGAUGUGGGAUAUUUUUUAUAGAGAACUGAUAGAAACAUUAUAUUUCAAACAUCACGGUAAAGAUAAGCAAUAAUGGAGGGGUGACACGAGAGCAAAUAUGUUAUUUUGUUUGCAAUUUGCAUAUAGGCAAAGUUCAAAGUAAAAAUGUCUUUCUAAAUUAGUUGUUCUUGACUGAAGCAUCUCUCUUCUGUACUGUGUAAUAAACAAAGACCUCUCCCUAUCUCUAAAACGUAAUAUGUGGCAGAUUUAGAACCGAUCUCUCUGUAUAAACUUUUUUUUUGUUUUCAUCUUUUUGUACUGAAGAGAGCACACAAAUAUCGGUAAAUUGUAAAUUAAUUGAGGAGAGAGAAAGAGAGAUAACAGAAUCUGUAAAUGGUUGAAACAAAUUGCCCAGAAUCCAGGAAACCCUGAAUGAAAAAAAAAAACUUGGGUAGUAAUUUCUCGGUGGAAAAAAAAGUAAAAUUUAAAAUUUUUAAUUGUGCUUUAUUUUUGGAAAAUCUCAAUCUAUUUCAUGUGCUAGCUAAGUUACCCUUCUUAUAACUCAAAACCAUAACUUGACGGUGCAAAGCUAUCACGGUGUGUUCCCUCCGUCAAUGGACAAAGCUUCUCCUGCAGUAGCUGCUGUACCAUUCAGACCGUUCCCUGAUCCUCAGCUAGAAUUCGCCGGAAUCAGAGGCUACUGCAGCCCUUCGCUGCCGGAAAGUACGUGCUCCUCCGGUGAGGAAUCAACGAAAGAUUCGUCCUUUAUUAAGAUCAACAACAUGAGGCAGGGCUCUACUUCAUCAUCAUCUCGUUUAGCUGACGUUACCGUGGAUAUCUCCGCCGGAGAAGAAAUCAACGGCUCGGAUGAGUUUGCUCCGAGAUCGACGGCUCAGAGCGAGAAGAGAGUAUUGAGCAGAACAGAGAGUAGGAGCUUGUUCGAGUUCAAGAGCGUGCCUUUGUACGGAGUGACUUCGAUCUGCGGAAGACGGCCGGAGAUGGAAGAUUCCGUCUCGGCGAUUCCUAGAUUCCUUCAAGUGUCGCUGCUCGAUUGUGGUCGAGUCGCCAACGGGCUUAAUCCUCACUCGAGUGCUCACUUCUUCGGUGUUUACGACGGACACGGCGGUUCUCAGGUGGCGGAUUAUUGCCGUGAGAGGAUGCAUUUGGCGUUGACGGAGGAGAUAUUGAAGGAGAAGCCGGAGUUCUGCGACGGUGACACGUGGCAAGAGAAGUGGAAGAGAGCUUUGUUCAACUCUUUUAUGAGAGUUGACUUUGAGCUUGACUUUGUCCCCGAAACUGUGGGGUCCACUUCGGUGGUCGCCGUUGUCUUUCCGACGCAUAUCUUCGUCUCUAACUGCGGCGACUCCAGAGCGGUUCUGUGCCGCGGCAAAACGCCUCUCGCGUUAUCCGUCGAUCACAAACCGGAUAGAGAAGAUGAAGCGGCUAGGAUAGAAGCAGCUGGUGGAAAAGUAAUCCAGUGGAACGGGGCUCGUGUUUUCGGUGUGCUCGCCAUGUCAAGAUCUAUUGGCGAUAAAUACCUAAAACCAUCGGUGAUCCCUGAUCCGGACGUGACUUCAAUCCGGCGAGUCAAAGAAGACGACUGUCUCAUCUUAGCAAGUGACGGUCUUUGGGACGUGAUGACCAACGAAGAAGUGUGUGAUAUGGCUCGGAAACGGAUUUUGUUAUGGCACAAGAAGAAUGCCAUGGCGGGGGAUGCUUUGCUGCCGGCGGAGAAAAGAGGAGAAGGAAAAGAUCCGGCGGCAAUGUCGGCGGCAGAGUAUUUGUCGAAGAUGGCUCUGCAAAGAGGAAGCAAAGACAACAUAAGUGUAAUAGUGGUUGAUUUGAAGGGAAUAAGAAAAUUCAAGAGCAAAGCCUUGAAUUGAGUAAGAAGGUUUGGAAGUAAUAAAAGAAAAAAAGUUUUGAUGGUGGGUAAAAUUUCCUUAAAAAUAAAACAAAAACAGGUAAUAACAAUAUUAUUAAUUGUUUGUAAUAUUAAUUUUCUGGUUAGUUUUAUUUAUUUACUUUGCUAUCUUCCCACCAUUAUUUAAUUUUUUUUAACUGACAUGAAUGUGUAUAUAUGAGAUCAUGUAGCUUCCAAACAAAAAUCCCUUGUUAUCGGGGUUAAUUGUAAUAUGAGUAUAUGACUACACUCAUAUGUUAAGAGCUAGUUUUAUUUAUCGGGGUUAAUUAUC
This is a messenger RNA of Brassica rapa (field mustard), 2301 nucleotides long. Its product is annotated as protein phosphatase 2C 77. NCBI's taxonomy places the organism in Eukaryota, Viridiplantae, Streptophyta, Magnoliopsida, Brassicales, Brassicaceae. The record is from RefSeq and is a predicted model, not a curated record. Gene Ontology annotation, molecular function: protein serine/threonine phosphatase activity; cation binding. Gene Ontology annotation, biological process: protein dephosphorylation.